AUGCCCGUCCAAUUACUACCAGCCUCCGCCGCCGCAUUUGCCCCCAGAGCAGCCUCCGUCAACGUCGUCUUGGGUUCCAAGGUCGAGCCCUGGCUCACCCUGACACUCAAGCGCAUCAACCGUGUUAAGCGCCCUCUCAACUCGGUCGCCCAGCACCAGAGAUGCCUCGCCGAGACCCUCGCCAACAAAAACGCCAUCUGGACUCUGGCCUCUGUCAUGCUCCCCAAGCUUCCCGAAGCCGACAUGCCCACCGACUACGCCGAGAACCUCUUCAGCCACCAGCUCAUCCACAUCGAGGCCUACAUUGUCCACGUCGACAUGGUCCUUCGCAAUGAGGUCGCCUACAAGCUCACCACUGACACCAUCGACGCCCUCGUCGAGUUCCACAAGGAGAUUCACUGUGUCGAUGCCAAGGCAAACUCGUCCGACUGGUCUGCAAAGGAGCUGCAGUGCAAGAAACUGCACGACGACUUCGUCCAAGCCAUCAACAAAUUCGUCUUUCGCACCCACGUCACUGCCCUCGAGGGUCUCGAAGAAGAUGGCGCCGGCGAGCUUCUCUGCGGCAAGAGCGAAGAGGUCAGGAAUAAUCUCAUGAACCUCAUGAAGCCUCUUAUUCCUCCCCCUCCCCGCCUCGUCGAAAUGGUUCGCCAGCCUCCUCUUCUACCCAGCUCUCCCAUGAACCACAUUUGGGCCUCAGCCGUUUCCAUGCCUCCUCCUGUCGAUGCCUGGGGUGUCUUUCCUUCGAGUCCCAGUGUCGCCUCGUCUGUUGAAGCCACCACCCCAGUCUGGCACAACAUGCACAUGCAGCAACAAGUCCAUGCACCUUCUCCUCCCAUGGACUUCAGUCAACCUCAAGUUCCCUCUCCUCCCGUGGACUUUAGCCAACCCCAGGUCACCAACGCCUACUUCUUCGGCGGGCCUCAGUUGACUGCCCCCAUGUCUACUGUGCCGCUGCCCAGCAUGUACGCGCCCAACCAGUGCGGCAUGAAUGUCUACAUGGGAAAUGUGUUUGACUGGCAACGCUUCCAGGACUUCAGCACUCCCAUUAUGUGA
Molecule: messenger RNA, 1053 nt
Organism: Beauveria bassiana ARSEF 2860
Lineage: Eukaryota; Fungi; Ascomycota; Sordariomycetes; Hypocreales; Cordycipitaceae
Exons: 1
Coding region: 1-1053 (350 amino acids)
Source: RefSeq, a predicted model, not a curated record